UGACAGUGACAAUCAAAGAACAUUACAAAUACAAACAUUUCACCUCUACAAACAGAACAAGAUGAUUUUAUUAUCAAAUUAAACAACCUGCAUGAGUUGCCAGCAUAUUCUACGGCUUGAAAACUCUGCAGUAAUAACAAUAAAUCUAAAAUAUGCGAAAAUAUAUAAGGUAUAAAAGACUACUCUAUAAUUAGAAAAUCAAUAGAAAGCGUGUUAACUCGUUGCUAUGAAUUCUAAAAACAAAUUGACUAAAAAGGCUGGAUUCGCCAGUUUCGUUCUUCCACGCAAGCCCUCAAAUAAAGUAGGAAUAUCUAUAACGAGAAGUCAGAGUGCAAAAGAACCACAUAUGGACCACAUCAUUAUUUCAGAAGUAACAAAUGAUUUAGCAAUAUCAAGAAGACCAUUAAGUUUUGAUAGAAAAAGAAAUAAAAUGCCAGGGAACAAUACUUUAGGAAUAACUAAUUUGGACAGGCACAACAGUUUAUCUGAUAGUAACAUAUGUGCUGCUGAAUACUCAGACAAUUCUCAAGAUGAUCAAAUAAAAGAAAAAUCAAUUUCACAUGAACAUUUAUUAGAAUCCAAAGGACUGAACACCCAUUAUCUUAUUCCGAUAAGUAAAGCUAGACAAAGAAAUUUUUUACAGGGUAGAAUUGGUGCAAAUUCACUACUUGGUCCAAAUGAACUUGACAGAAUGUGUCCAAAUAGGGAAAUUACUAUAUUUGUAGGUACAUGGAAUAUGAAUGGACAUUCUCCACCUAAAGAACUAAAUGACUUUGUUCUGCCUGUCAGCAUGGAACACGUACCUGACAUUUUGUCUUUUGGUACCCAAGAAUCUAGUUCUGAGAGAUUUGAGUGGGAAGUCAGUUUACAAGAAACAAUUGGACCAUCACAUUUACUUCUUCAUUCUGUAUCUUUAGGUACUCUACAUCUAGCAACAUUUAUAAGACGAGACCUUAUUUGGUACGUAUCUAUACCAGAAGAAUCGAGCUUAUCAGUGAGACCUGGCUCUGCUUUCCGGACGAAAGGCGCCGUAGCAACUUCCUUCAUGAUUUUUGGCACUUCAUUUUUAUUUGUCACGGCACAUCUGACGGCGCAUGAAGAGAAAGUUAAGGAGAGAGUUUCAGACGUGAAAAAAAUUGUCCAUUGUAUGGACCUGCCAAAAGUGCUUCCUUGUAAAAACAAAAGUCAAGAUAUUACUCAGAAUUUUGACUACGUUUUUUGGUUUGGCGAUUUGAAUUUCAGAUUGGCGACGCCUAGAGCAAAAGUUUUAGAAUGGUUGUCAAAAACUAGUUUCCCGUUACCAGCACAUCUACCUCAUGGCUACAUGCAUCACGAUCAACUGUGUUCAGUUUUAUCUGAUGGUGCUGCAUUUCGUGGCUUCCACGAAGCCAAGAUAACCUUUCCGCCCACGUACAAAUAUGAUCCAGGGACGCAAGAAUUCGAUUCUUCUUCAAAAAACCGAACGCCUGCUUACACAGAUAGAAUAUUAUACAAGCAGAAACACAAUCGACGGUUUAGCGGAAUAUCUGAAAAUCCGCCAUUGCAAUGUCUAAUAUAUGACUCGGUUCCAUCAAUUACCACGUCCGAUCACAAACCAGUUUGGGGCGUCUUUAAGGCCCAUUUAAGACCUGGUCUAGACACGAUUCCAUUGUCAGCUGGCCUGUUCAAUAGAGACGUCUACUUGGAGGGUUUGAAAAGACGAGCGACAACACUUAAUAGUAUAAAAGAUAAUGCCACAAUUUGUUCUGUACAGUAAACUAAAUUUUAAAGAGAUAUGUUUCCAACGUUAAUGUUUAGGUACCUAUCAAAAUUCCAUUUUAAAUAAAUGUUAUCUGUUAGUAAAAAUAGUUUUAUUGCUUUACACCUACUAUUGACAUAAUA
Messenger RNA from Psylliodes chrysocephalus, 1881 nucleotides. The record is from the annotation of a GenBank genome assembly. NCBI's taxonomy places the organism in Eukaryota, Metazoa, Arthropoda, Insecta, Coleoptera, Chrysomelidae.